AUGGAAGGAAGCAAUGGUGAAUCUGAAUGCGAUGCAUUUGAGCAAUAUUAUUUAGAUAGGCAAGAUGCGCUCCAAAAUUCAGCUGUUCAAAAAAAAGAGCAAAAUACCUUAGAAUAUAGUAAUGAACAUCUUCAAAUACAAGCGGAAGAAAUUUACUUGAGAAGCAUACCUAAUCAAGCUUUACCAAAAAUGAAGCCUAUACCAACUCCAAACGGUCAACGGCAGGUUGAAAGAAGGAAUCUUGAAAAUGAUGAAUCUUUGGAAUCAAAUACAAGCAUAAACUCAUCUACUAAAAGAAGAAGGCAUGAUGAGUAA
This is a messenger RNA of Henningerozyma blattae CBS 6284, 315 nucleotides long. Its product is annotated as DUF5137 domain-containing protein. NCBI's taxonomy places the organism in Eukaryota, Fungi, Ascomycota, Saccharomycetes, Saccharomycetales, Saccharomycetaceae. The transcript has a single exon. The record is from RefSeq and is a predicted model, not a curated record. The coding region runs from base 1 to 315 and encodes 104 amino acids.